CCGUUCGUCCAGAUAAAAUUAUGGCUGGCAGAGCAUUAAUUGCACUUGAUGCAUUGAUCAAAAACAUGCCUGGUGUUACAGAAGACAGGGUAGAAUCACUAAAGAUCAUGUUACAAGAAGCAAUGAGAGGACGAUGGACAUCUAUGGACAUGAGAAUAGAUGACGCAGUAGAUCAAUUCAAUGAAAUCAAACGAAUGGCAUUUGAUGAGCGAAUAUUGCAUGACAGUAAACCACAAUAUCUAUACAGUUCUUCAAAGUCCAAAUCUGCAAAUUUUCAAAUAUCACCUCGACCACUGCCAAAACGACCGGCAUAUAUUGACGGAUUCACAUUGAAAAAUAAACCAUCAGACAAUGACGUUAUAAAUGGUGAAGGAACCGGAAGUAUGAACCAUAUGAAUACGAGGAUCAACAGAAACCCAGAUGACCCUCUAAAUAGAGAGUUUACGUUAGAUGUUAUAAGGUCUGGCACUAAAAUACCACCUCCAACAGGACAAGACCUGGUCAACCGAAACACGCUUAUAAAACAAGAGUUCAAAGACAUGAAAAGCAGAUAUAGUGAACUCCGGAUUCCUGCAACGGUUCCCGAAAUUUCAACACGUUCCUAUAUUCCAUCUCAGGUGCUAACAAACAACCCAACCAAAAUUGCUGAUCUAUUUACAAAACUGUUUGAUGUUGAAUGGGCUGAUGCUUUUGAACAAGUCUGCAGAAAUAGAAUCGGAGUACCUGAAGUGAAGAUAAUUGUUGAUUUAGCCGACAUAUUAAAGGCAAGUAAAGCGUUUGUAAAAAAAUAUAUUUCUCAUGUUAACAUGCCGCCAAAUGUAUUCACCGCCGUUUUUUCCUUCCUGUUAUUUGUAUUGUAA
Molecule: messenger RNA, 860 nt
Organism: Mytilus trossulus (common blue mussel)
Lineage: Eukaryota; Metazoa; Mollusca; Bivalvia; Mytilida; Mytilidae
Exons: 4
Coding region: 21-860 (279 amino acids)
Source: RefSeq, a predicted model, not a curated record